Peronospora farinosa is the source of this 1566-nucleotide messenger RNA. The record is from the annotation of a GenBank genome assembly. NCBI's taxonomy places the organism in Eukaryota, Oomycota, Peronosporomycetes, Peronosporales, Peronosporaceae.
AUGUUCCCCCGUCUAAAUCGUUCCGUCGUCGUCUCUAGUCGCUCCAUACGCGGCUUCUCCUCGUCUUCGAUCGAACGUGUCCCGCUCUUUAUCAAUGGUAAAUUCAUUCAGUCCAAGACGGACAAAUGGAUUGACGUUCGUAAUCCGGCAACAAAUGACGUGAUCUGUCAAGUACCUGAAGCCACACAAGACGAAAUGCGACAAGCAACAGAAGCAGCUGCACGUGCCUACAAGACAUGGAAAGAAGUGGGUGUUCAACAUCGUCAACGUGUGAUGCUCAAACUUCAGCAUUUGAUUCGUCAACAUACCGAAGAGCUGGCCCUUUCUAUCACUACUGAACAAGGCAAAACACUUGCUGAUGCUCGUGGUGAUGUCUUUCGUGGACUUGAAGUUGUGGAAUUUACUUGUGGAGCGGCAACACUCAUGAUGGGCGAGACAGCGGAGAAUUUAGCCACGUCACUUGAUACGUACUCGUAUAAACAACCACUUGGUGUCUGUGCUGGUAUCUGUCCAUUUAAUUUCCCAGCUAUGAUCCCAUUGUGGAUGUUUCCUACUGGUACAGUGACUGGAAAUACAUAUGUACUCAAACCAUCCGAAAAGGACCCGGGUGCUACAAUGAUUCUUGCUCGUCUAGCACAGGAAGCGGGACUCCCGGACGGUGUGCUCAAUAUUAUCCACGGUGCUCACGAUACUGUCAACUUUAUCUGUGACGCGCCGGAGAUCAAGGCCAUUUCGUUCGUUGGUGGCAAUCAAGCGGGUGAAUACAUUCAUUCGCGUGGUAGUGCCAAUGGCAAACGUGUACAGGCCAAUCUAGGUGCCAAAAACCAUGCUGUCAUCAUGCCUGAUUGUGAUAAAGAGCAGGCGAUUGGUGCUCUUGCUGGUGCUGCUUUCGGAGCUGCUGGUCAACGUUGCAUGGCGCUCUCGGUCGUGGUGUUUGUCGGCAAGUCGAAGGAGUGGGUACACGAUAUCGUGGAGAAGGCCAAAGAGAUGAAGGUGAAUGGCGGUCUCGAGCCCGACACUGAUGUGGGGCCGCUCAUCACGGUAGCGGCGAAGGAGCGUGCCGAGCGUCUCAUUCAAGAAGGCGUUGACAACGGUGCGGACCUUCUUCUUGACGGACGCAAUGUAAAGGUCCCCAAGUACCCCAACGGAAACUUUGUGGGUCCUACGGUGUUGAAUAAUGUCGAUGCUGACAAUCCGGCGUACGUGGAAGAGAUUUUCGCUCCCGUGUUGGUCUGCACUUCCGUGGACACGCUGGAAGAAGCGAUCGAGUUGAUUAACCGCAACCCAUACGGCAACGGUACCUCGAUUUUCACUUCUUCGGGUGCCGCCGCUCGCAAGUUCCAGCACGAAAUUGAUGUGGGUCAGGUCGGUAUCAAUGUGCCGAUUCCUGUUCCUCUGCCCAUGUUCUCCUUCACUGGCUCGCGUGCAUCGAUUCGUGGUGAUCUGAACUUCUACGGCAAGGCGGGCAUCAACUUCUACACGCAGCUAAAGACCGUGACGUCGCUGUGGGACUACAACGAGAAGACGCGCUACAGCGCCGUGAUGCCGACACUCGGUCAGAAGUAA